Molecule: messenger RNA, 2563 nt
Organism: Ostrea edulis (European flat oyster)
Lineage: Eukaryota; Metazoa; Mollusca; Bivalvia; Ostreida; Ostreidae
Product: acidic skeletal organic matrix protein-like
Exons: 3
Coding region: 430-1326 (298 amino acids)
Source: RefSeq, a predicted model, not a curated record
AAUCACACUAUCGAGACACGCCUUGUCAUAUUGUACUCCAUGAACACUGGCCCCACAGGAAAAAGAAGAAAAGGAUAAAAGAAACAAGAAAAAUACACGAACUGGCCCUCGUAUGUAUAUUGUCACGUUGAUUUCCUAGCCGCAAUAUUCCCAUAUCUUUUUAUUACCUUUACCACGCAACAGUAUUCACGACUAAACUGGGAAAUGCGGCGUCACCCGUAAGGCACCCCAAAUAGCGUGACAAUAAUAAAAUUGUAAACGCGCACCAGUUUAUUCUCCGUUGUUGAUGUAAGGAAAGCAGGUUCACCGGUUUUAGACGUUAUUAUUCGGAAUUCAUCACAUGCUGUAAUAUAAGUUAUUGACUAACUUCCUCCAAAUCAGUUUCCUCGGUUAUACAGCACUCGAGUGUGUGUUAUUUUUCUAGAAAUUAUGCUUGGAAAGGCUAUUUUAUUAGUUUUUCUGUCGGUGAGCGCCUUCAACUUCACCCAGGGCCAGACAAACGACACGACGAUCUCCGCAGAGAAAGUAUAUCUUAAAAUCCAGGGUCAAUCUGGAGGAAUGGUCAUCGGACGAGUUCAGAACCCGGACCAGGACAAUAACGCAGUGAAAAUUAAGUUUGACGCCAUACAAGAGGUGAACUCGGCCGGAGUUGCUGUCGGAGCCUCGGGAAGAAGCAAACACAGUUUUAACAAUUUUGCUCAAUUAGACUUCACGUUUUCUAGCCUUGAAGAUACUACUUAUAAAAAUUUGACAGCGAAAACAGUCAGCUUCAAGGCCUCCAUCAGUUCUGUCAACGCAAAUCUGACCGUGCAGACCUUUAUCAUUACCGAGGCGGGAAACAUCACCAUUGAUGGAGAAUCUACAGUAGUGGAGAAGGGCACCGUCAAAUUUAACAUUAACAUCGAAGGCUGGGGGUUUUGUGACGCUUCUGGAAACUGUAGGAAAGGGAACCAGGAUGAAAUUGGGGAGUAUAUAGACUUGACCAUCUCUAUCAAAGGGAAGGGAACGCCAAGCAAAAAAGCUGGAAAUAAUAAACGCUCGGAAGGAGAGGAGUUCGAUCUAGGGGGCGAUGCGUCCGUAGCAUUGUCUAAAAAGAUUUCAAUGGAUGGUGGAAGUUAUGAGGAUAUGCCUGGAAAUUAUCCCACUUUCAGGACACAGGGCAGCAAACAGCUCUUCGUCUUCCGGUUCCCCAAAUUCAAUAAUUCCGUGCUAUACGACCCCAUCAUAUAUACUGGGAUUGCCGAUUCGAGUAGUGGAGCUGCCGCCAUUCAGUUUGGAUUUUCUCUACUUCUUGUGGUCAUCAUGGGUGUUUUCACGGCUGUUUAGAUCUGUAAUGUGGGAGUUCUAGAGUAUAAACUCUCUCUAUCUGAUGACAUAAGAUACCCUCAUUCAAUGUUAGCUGCCAUCUUGGUUUUUUAGCUCACUAGAGCUUUUCUGAUCUCGCGUUGUCUGUUGUCCAUAUGUCUGUAAACUUUUCACAUUUACAACUUCUUCUCCAGAACCAUUCGGCUAAUUUCAUCCAAACUCGGCAAAAAACAUCCUUGGGUGAAGGGCUUUCCAGUUUAUUCAAUUAAAGGGCCAUGCCUGCUUCAAAGGGGAGAUAAUCACAAAAAUGCAAAAGUAGGAUGGAUCCAUUUAAAAAUCUUCUCAAGGACCACUGGGCCAGAAGAGCUGAAAUACAUAUGAAAACUUCCUGACAUAAUGCUGAUUCAAGUUUGUUAAAACCAGGACCCCGGGUAGGUUAGGGCCACAAUAGGGGAUCAAAGUUUUACAUGCGUAUAUAUAGGGAAAAUCUUUAAGAGUCCUCUUUUCAGAACCACUGGCCCAGAAAAGCACGAAUUUUCAUAAACGUUUUCUGACAUAGUGCAGAUUCAGGUUUGUUAAAAGCAUGGUUUUGGAGGUAGGUUUGGGGCCAUAAUAGGGGAUCAAAGUUUUGCAUACAAAUCUAUAGGGAAAAUCUUUAAAAAAAAUCUUCUUCUCAAGAACCACUAUACCAGAAAAUUUUUCAUUUACAUGAAGGUUUCGUGUCAUAGUGCAGAUUAGUAUAGGGUGGGGCCACAGCAGGGGAUCAAAGUUUUACAUCGGAGUAUAUACGGAGAGAAAAUCAUUAAAAUAUUAGCCAAGGUGAUGCAGGUGAUUGAUAUGGCCUAUGGGUCUCUUGUUUUUUAAGCAGCUACAUCACUUGCAAUUUUUAGCAGAAAGUUUUAUUUAACUUGAUAAUUACAUAGUUGUAUAUAUAUUCAUAAUGUCGAGUACAUGUGAUUGUAUACUGUCUGGUAUGGAAGAAUUUUAAGUGUGUAAAAAGCUACACGUAUACUUUAAUACUGAACUUGGACCAUGGUAUAAAUGUAAACACAGUGUGUGGUUAUGUAACACGUUAUGCAUAUUGAAUGAAUGAAAAUGAGAACUUUGUGUAAAGUUUGCAUGCAUUUAAAAAAAAAAUGGUUAACAUAUAUAUGUAAUAUGCUUUCUGGCAAACAAAGAGCCGAAAUUGAAAUGCAAUAGAUAUGUAGGGUGUCUACCACUUCAUUAAAACAUAAAUAAAAUACAUUUUGAGCCAAUA